This is a messenger RNA of Lytechinus pictus (painted urchin), 4953 nucleotides long. RefSeq names its product sodium/potassium-transporting ATPase subunit alpha-3-like. Lineage: Eukaryota; Metazoa; Echinodermata; Echinoidea; Temnopleuroida; Toxopneustidae. Bases 235 to 3333 code for a protein of 1032 amino acids. The transcript is spliced from 20 exons. Gene Ontology annotation, biological process: intracellular sodium ion homeostasis; proton transmembrane transport; sodium ion export across plasma membrane. The record is from RefSeq and is a predicted model, not a curated record. Gene Ontology annotation, molecular function: ATP binding; P-type sodium:potassium-exchanging transporter activity; ATP hydrolysis activity. Gene Ontology annotation, cellular component: plasma membrane.
AGACUCUCCCUAUUCCCUUGUUAAUAACUACCUCCUGUAAUCGACCAAUCACAAGCCAGGAACAAAAGGAAGUUCAAUUAAAGCUUUACCAUGAGUAAGCAUGCCCCCAUGAAGAGUAUGUAACGAUGUGCCUUACUUUCUGUGGUGGGGUUCACCGUGUAAGGAGUGGAUUUACUUUAGGGGCAGCUUGGAGGGAGUUCUUGGUCAAGUUUUUUGGAAAAAUCAAGCUCAAAUAUGAGCACCAAGAAGGAAAAAGGCCGUGGCGAAAGCUACCGUGUUGCUGUUCAGACAGAGGUCCCUGACGAUGGCCGCAAUGCAUCGGGCCACCCCAAGAAGGGGAAGAAACAAAAGAAGAAGGAUUUGGAGGAGCUCAAAAAGGAAAUGGAAUUUGAUGAUCACAAGAUCCCCAUGGAUGACCUGAUUGGACGUUUGAAAACCAACAUCGACCGAGGUUUGACUCAAGAUCAGGCUGCGGCUGUCCUUGCUCGCGAUGGACCCAAUGCUUUGACCCCACCACCUAAGACACCUGAAUGGGUGAAGUUCUGCCAGCAGUUGUUUGGUGGUUUUGCUACUCUGUUGUGGAUUGGAUCUAUCCUCUGUUUCUUGGCCUAUGGUAUCGAGGCCGGCACAAAGGAUGAACCGAGCAGUGACAAUUUGUACCUGGGUAUUGUGCUUGCUAGUGUGGUUAUCAUCACCGGAUGUUUCUCCUACUAUCAAGAGGCUAAGAGUUCUAAGAUCAUGGAAUCCUUCAAGAACAUGGUUCCACAGGAAGCCCUUGUGUUACGUGGUGGCGAAUGGCACUCGAUCAAUGCUAUUCACGUCGUUCGUGGUGACAUCGUGGAAGUGAAGGGCGGAGACAGGAUCCCAGCAGACGUCAGAGUCAUUGAAGCCAAAUCGUUCAAGGUUGACAACUCCUCCCUGACUGGAGAAUCUGAGCCCCAAUCUCGCAGCCCUGACUUCACAAGUGACAACCCUCUUGAAACCAGGAACAUUGCAUUUUUCUCCACCAAUGCCGUCGAAGGUACUGCUCGUGGUGUUGUCAUUAGCACCGGUGAUAACACCGUCAUGGGUCGCAUUGCUAACCUUGCCUCUGGACUGGACGUCGGUGAGACACCCAUCGCCAAGGAGAUUGAGCAUUUCAUCCACAUCAUCACUGCCGUUGCCGUCUUCUUGGGCGUGUCCUUCUUCUUCCUCUCAUUCCCUCUGGGUUACAAUUGGCUUGAAGCUUGCGUGUUCCUCAUCGGUAUCAUCGUAGCCAACGUACCGGAGGGUCUCUUGGCUACCGUCACUGUAUGUCUGACUUUGACUGCCAAGCGUAUGGCCAGCAAGAACUGCCUUGUGAAGAAUCUGGAGGCUGUAGAAACCCUUGGUAGUACCUCAACCAUCUGCUCAGAUAAGACUGGUACCCUGACACAGAACAGGAUGACAGUUGCUCAUAUGUGGUUUGAUAACACCAUUGUAGAGGCCGACACCACAGAAGACCAGAGUGGUGGUCAAUUCGACAAGUCAUCACCUACCUGGAUGGCCCUUGCUCGCAUCGCUUGUCUCUGUAACCGAUCUGAGUUCAAGGCUGGACAAGAAAAUGUACCCAUUCUGAAGCGAGAUACAACCGGAGACGCCUCUGAAUCUGCCCUGGUAAAGUGCGUUGAACUUUGUAUGUUCAAUGUGACGGAAUACCGUAAGAAGAACAAGAAAGUCUGCGAGAUCCCUUUCAACUCCACCAACAAAUACCAGGUGUCCAUCCACGAGGCUGAUGGUGAUGACCGUAACCUCCUGGUCAUGAAGGGCGCCCCCGAACGUAUCUUGGACCGUUGUACAACAAUCCUAAUCAAUGGCAAAGAAGAAGCAAUGUCAGAAGAAAUGCAGACUGCUUUCAACAACGCCUAUCUUGAACUGGGAGGUCUCGGAGAACGUGUUCUCGGUUUCUGCCACCUUUACCUGCCUGCUGACCAAUUCCCUCGUGGCUUUGCCUUCGAUGCUGAUGAUGUCAACUUCCCGUUGGAGAAACUCUGCUUCGUUGGUCUCAUGUCUAUGAUCGAUCCUCCACGUGCUGCUGUACCCGAUGCCGUAGGAAAGUGCCGAUCUGCAGGAAUCAAGGUUAUCAUGGUUACUGGUGACCAUCCCAUCACAGCCAAGGCUAUCGCCAAGGGUGUCGGAAUCAUCUCCGAAGGUAAUGAGACUCGUGAUGACAUCGCUCAACGUCUUGGAAUCCCCAUCGAUGAAGUCAACCCCAAGGAUGCUAAAGCCAUUGUUGUCCACGGUUCUGAACUCAAAGACCUCGCUCGUGACGACCUUGAUGCUAUCCUGAGUGAUCACCCCGAGAUUGUCUUCGCCCGUACCUCGCCCCAGCAGAAGCUGAUCAUCGUUGAAGGUUGCCAGCGUGCCGGUGCUAUUGUAGCUGUGACCGGUGAUGGUGUCAACGAUUCGCCCGCCCUGAAGAAGGCCGACAUUGGUGUGGCUAUGGGUAUCGCUGGCAGUGACGUCAGCAAACAGGCUGCCGAUAUGAUCUUGCUCGAUGACAACUUUGCUUCUAUUGUCACCGGUGUUGAAGAAGGUCGUUUGAUCUUUGACAACUUGAAGAAGUCAAUUGCCUACACUCUGACCAGUAACAUCCCCGAGAUCAGUCCCUUCCUCAUCUUCAUCCUGGCUUCUAUCCCUCUACCAUUGGGUGUCGUUACUAUCCUCUGUAUCGAUCUUGGUACCGAUCUGGUCCCUGCCAUCUCUCUUGCCUAUGAAGAGGCUGAGUCUGACAUCAUGAAGCGUCGUCCCCGUGAUCCUCAGAACGACAAACUGGUUAACGAGCGUCUCAUCAGUGUAUCUUACGGACAAAUUGGUAUGAUCCAAGCUUCUGCCGGUUUCUUUGCCUAUUUCGUCAUCAUGGGUGAGAAUGGAUUCCUUCCCAAUGAUCUGGUCAUGUUGCGUAGUAAGUGGGACGACAAGGCUGUACUCAACGUAGAGGACUCCUACGGUCAACAAUGGGGCUUCAACCAGCGUAAGCAACUGGAGUACACCUGUCAUACUGCUUUCUUUGUAUCUAUCGUGGUUGUACAAUGGGCUGAUGUCAUCAUCUGUAAGACUCGCCGCAACUCCCUCAUCCACCAGGGAAUGAACAACUGGGUGUUGAACUUCGGUCUGUUCUUCGAGACUGCUCUGGCCGCUUUCCUCUCGUACUGCCCUGGUCUUGAGAACGGUCUCCGUAUGUACCCACUUAGGAUCGGAUGGUGGUUCGUCGCUAUGCCAUUCUCCCUUCUCAUCUUCGUCUACGACGAGUGUCGUCGUUUCAUCCUUCGUCACAACCCCGGUGGUUGGGUCGAAAUGGAGACAUACUACUGACUUCUUCAAUCCCAAUGCUCCUACCCCGUAUCCCCCUAUGACACAGUCCCUCCUACUACUCCUCCCCUCAAAGCCCCCACUAAGGUCCUCGCCAAGCCCAAGCCAAUCGCCAAGACCCUCAGCAAGCCCAAUUCUAAUCAGGGCCCAUCAACCGCUGCCCAUUCAACAAACUUCCACCCGUAUACUGCAAGUCAGCGAUCAUACCUCCAUGCGCACCGCCCUCUACAGUCUCCAAUCACUACAGUCCUCCUCCAGUCACUACCCCCUCCUGAACUCCUAGCUCCCAAACCCGAUCUCCCCUCUCGCCCCGUCAAAGAAGAUCGACUAGAAAUGUCUGCUGCUCAAUCUCUCAUUCUCAAGUUCUUUGAUAACCUCUGCAGACAAACUCAGCGUUGCCCCGGGAAGACGUUUUCUCGUAUUCUCCACGGCACGCUAAUCUUUUUACGAUACCCAAGCUUCGUGACGUUAUGAAUCGUCAAGCUCAGAGUGUUUUAUUCACAAUACAUUCAAUUUUUAUUUGUUGAUGGUACUAUUUUUAAAAACUUGAAAUUUCUAUUGUAUAUUGAUUCAAAUAACUAAAUAUGAAACUUAUUGAAAAGUCGAGUAUUCUAUUUGAAAUCUACAUUAUAUUAAUUUAAAAAUAUUGAUCUUUGUAUACUGCAAUACGUAUGCACCAAAUGACAGUUGAAUAUCGGAGAGGUCAUUUGUCUGGUAUGCAUGCGGAAGUGAGAAUAGGAUAUAUUUUAUUAAAGGGUUAUCAAUGAGCUUGAGAGGAAGAAAAACUUACGAGGUAGUAGCGUUGGGUUCAGUGAUCUUCAUAUCCUCCUUAUUGGUGAAUUAUUCUGUGAAUUUGUGAUUUAGAAGCAUUACAUAUUAAAUGCAGGCUUAGUUUGCGUUGGUGUUCAUUAAUCAUAUACUAGUCAGUAUUGACUUUUUUAAAGUGAGGUACAAGGUGUCAAAAUCACGUAAUUAUCAUCUUUUUGGUUGAAAUGUUUGGAUAUAUGAAAUUGUAUAGUUUUAGUAUGUCAGUUGAUGUAUAAUAUUGCUGAAGACGUGUAUGUAAUGAUUCAUUAAAUGUACAGGAGAUCUGAGUGGGUCGAUGCGUAAAUCAUCAAAAACUGCAUCCAUGCCAGUUACAAUGAGAACUUUCAAACUUCAGUUUUUUUCAUGAAAUUUACAUAUUACUGCACACAUGUGUGCAGUUUACUCACUUUAUGAAAAAACAUUGUUUCAAAUAAUAGAGUAAUUGCCAUGAAUUUGCUCUUGGUUUCCUGUAGUUAAUUAUAUUAAUAUGGACCCCCUGCCAAAACCAGUGAUUUUAUAUUUCCCCUUUGCGAGUUGGAUAUUACCAUGAGUUCGCCUAUGGUGCCAUGAUACAACUCGGGCAAUAUAUCUCUGCUAAGCUGGGCUGUUUAAUAUUUGGUCAUUAUUAUACUUCACUGUUUUUGGUGUAUUAUGCUUAACUGCCAUAAAAACCUGUACCUCUAGGUCCCGAAGGAAAGAAAAAAGAAGUUUUUAAUUGUGUUUUAUUUUAAACAUUGUGAAAAUUGUGAUUGUCAAAUGAAUUUUGAGUGUUUUGGUUGUCCAUGAAUAUUAAAUUGGUUUUUAUCAUUCCCCUGA